ACAACUGACAUAGAGCUACAUGACAUACAGAUAAAGAAAGAGAAAGACUCCAAAACAGGAAGUUAAAGGACCCAGAUGAAUGACCAAAUCACUUUCUUGAGUUCGAAAUUGCACUUUAGCAUCUCGUUUUUGUCUUGAUUUAUUUUGCUAGCCUGUAGAAUCAUUCUCAAUCAAAGGCAAAGAAAGGGGCCACAAACGUGGAGGGUCAUCUGUAGAAGUACGGGAUAGACGAGUGAAGGACGACUGACUACCAUGCGAGAGGAACAGUCUUGUGGCGACUUUCCUGAGGGCGGAGUCCUACCCAGUGAAGAGGAGCAAAAACGUCGCCCCAACAAGUGUCCCGUCGUUGUUGCACCACCAACGGGUGCUCGAAAGCGGGUAACAGGUCCCAAAAAGGAGCCUGGAGGACCACUACCAUAUGAGGACAAAUCUUCUCCUGAGGGCCCAUCUACACUCACUCCCUCUGGCCCCAAGCGACCCAAGAAAAGCUCUCCAUCUUCUUCAUCAACGACUUCCUCCUCCUUAGUGCCCACUGCAAGUGCAGUGUCACCUUUGCCUGGUCAACCUUUCGAAGACCUGCAUACGCAACGAGUAAUUGCAAACGUCCGAGAACGCCAGCGCACACAGUCCCUAAACGACGCCUUUGCCUCGCUGCGGAAAAUCAUUCCCACAUUGCCCUCGGACAAACUAAGCAAGAUCCAGAUCCUCAAACUGGCUUCACGAUACAUCGACUUCCUUUACCAAGUGCUUCAAAGCGAUGAGAUGGACGCCAAGCUGGCCAGCUGUAACUACUUGGCCCAUGAGAGGCUGAGCUACGCCUUCUCCGUAUGGAGGAUGGAAGGUGCAUGGUCCAUGUCCGCAACCCACUAGACAUCUAAAGUUCCUAACCCUAGACCUACCAACCCUCCAACCAGCCUCUGAACUCUGAACCUGCAUUUUUACAGAGAGAAACUGACUCUGAUCAUUAAGUCUAACGCUGCCUGUCCACUAGCCACGGCCUCAUUUCACCAGCCAUUUGACCCUUGCUGCCACAACCUGAUUAAAGCUGACCUCUGAUCUCCAAACACUGAUCUUUUCUCUUUUUCUCAGCACAAGCUUCUACAGUAUCCCCACUAUCCCAGAGGACAUCACGCUUUAACUACGAGCCAAACAUCUUCUCCUUCCCCUAAUGGAACAAUAAAACAAAAUGCAAAAAAGACAAAAAAAAUCACCCUCUAGAGGACCAGACAUCAGCGGUUGGUCUGGUGACCAAAACAACAAAUCUAGACUAAGACAAUUCCAAAUCACUCUGAAUCAGACUCUGGAAAUCACUCUGAUUCAGUGGCAGAGUGCUGAUUUGAGAUCAGUCUUCACUGUCUUUAAAGGACUUAUGAUACGGACUCACAAAGACAGACACUUGCAGUCUAUCAGACUGUUAUGAUGUUAUGAGGACUCUGCAUUUAGAGGUUCACCUAUAGCUAAACCUGAGCUUGAUGAAUAAAUGCUACUCUAUUCAACUAUAUUUCUGUUAUAAAGGGUUGACCGUUACAGAGUUGUUUCUCUUGCCAUUUAUGCUGUAUAUGUGCUGACAUUACUGCUUCUGUGACUGCAACAAUUUCAUCAAGGCAUGCAUCACAUUUGUUGAAAUAUUGACCCAUUUCUAAAGAAUAAAGCUGUAAGAAAUAUUAUAAAAUAUGAUGACCCUUGCAAAAGGUUAAUUGAACACUUCCAAAGGGUAGUUGACACACUUUUUUGCAAGUGUGGCAUGCUACAGUAUACUCUGUGUAAAAUAAUUUUAAAUAGCAUUUGGCUAAUUAUUUUAUAACUACUGAUUAAGAGACUAUAUGUAAUAUUUGUACUUUAAAAAAAAAAUCAUUUGUCACACUGCAUGACAAUUUAAAUGAACCAGUGAAGGCAAAAAGGUGAUUAAAAAUGGGGAAAAAUGUAAAAGUUGAUUCGUUACUGGAUAUACAAGUAUGAUGUAUAAGAUAUACAAUUUCCAAUAUACAUUUAUAUAAUUUUUUUACUAAAAUCUUGAUGUUGAAAUGUUACAUGUCAAGUACAGAUAAGCAUUUAUGGAUGCAUCAGGUUAGUUGGAGUUUUCUGACAGCAUGGUCAAAAAAGCUACAAUUAUUUUGAAGAAUAAUUAAACACAAUCUCAAUUUCAGGGGAAAUAUAAUAACUCAAAAAGUUUUUAUGAUAGAUCAGGCUGUUCACAAGGUGUUCAUAUUCUUCUGUAAGCACAGUUUAUAAGAUUGUAUGAGGAUCCAGAUACCACUAAUUACUUCAUUAAAAUAACAUGUUUUGGAGCACAACUUUGGCUGCACAUAAACUUGAUUUCUUUGCCUUUAUCCUCAUAGAGUCUUCAGUAAAUUUAUGUGUGUCUGGUUGGCAAGAAAUAAGAAAGACUGCCUCACCACAGAAGUGCCUUGUUCAGUAAGUGCAAUAAGGCAAUUAGAAGAUGAAGCUAAGUGGGCCAAAUUCAAACAUGCUGCCAUAGUGUCCCAAACUAAAGCAGUAGCCUUUGACUGUGGGAUCUUUUUAAAAAAGAAACUUUCAAAGUCUUUCAGUUGGUUUAAUUUUUUUUUUAAUUUUUUUUUUUUUUUUUUAUGACAUUAGUGGAUUCUACCAAGUUACAACAAUUUUAAUGCAGUAAUUAUGGUAUUUUGGUGGAAACUGUGCUUCCCAUAGUAUUUUUUAAUUUUAGUUUUUGUAAUUUUUUUAUGUCUAUUUCUUUUUUCAUGGCAGUGGUGGCUAAUACCAAAUUACCAUAGUUUUACAAUGGUAACCAUAACUGUAUAAAUAUAGUUUGCAUAAUUAUGACUAUGGUAUUUUGGUGGAAACUGUGGUUACCUUGGUGCAUUUUUGAAAUGGCAAUGACAUGUUAAAAAAAUUAAAAGCAAAUGCUGUAGACUUGUCUGAUUUUUUUUGACAAAUCAUGGAAAACAAAUGGAUGAGUAUGUACUUA
Myxocyprinus asiaticus (Chinese sucker) is the source of this 2947-nucleotide messenger RNA. Its product is annotated as twist-related protein 2-like. Bases 253 to 870 code for a protein of 205 amino acids. Gene Ontology annotation, biological process: regulation of transcription by RNA polymerase II; developmental process. Lineage: Eukaryota; Metazoa; Chordata; Actinopteri; Cypriniformes; Catostomidae. The record is from RefSeq and is a predicted model, not a curated record. Gene Ontology annotation, molecular function: protein dimerization activity; RNA polymerase II transcription regulatory region sequence-specific DNA binding; DNA-binding transcription factor activity, RNA polymerase II-specific. The transcript has 2 exons.